Messenger RNA from Astrephomene gubernaculifera, 3733 nucleotides. The record is from the annotation of a GenBank genome assembly. Lineage: Eukaryota; Viridiplantae; Chlorophyta; Chlorophyceae; Chlamydomonadales; Astrephomenaceae.
GUGAAGACAGUGCUGUGUGUUACAUACGGUUUGGAUUAAGCACUGUCUUCUGUGGGUGGCCGGAAUCGGUCCCGAGGCCUUCGCUGUGUAUCGCAGUGCAGUGCCCAGCGGUUUCUCCCACUGCCCGUCGGCAACCGUGACCACCUGAACAAAUAAGGAGAUUUGCCAGAGCCUUACAGGUCAGUGAACGGCCUGCCCCGGCAUUUUGCAGAUGGCGGCAAUCUUCGCCUGCAUCGUCCAGCCAAAGGUCAUUGAGUUUAACGUAACCGACCAAAAGCUUCAUCGAGCUCAGAAGGAUGAGGAACUCAGGGCUGAGCUGGCAGCUCUCUCCCUCCCAGGACACACCUCCCAGUCUUCGCCGCUAGGAAACCACGCGGUUUCGGAGCAGGGAGGCGCUGCAGCUCAGCAGACAGACGUGCUUUGUCAACCUGGCGGCGGCUGCCGGCUAUUUAAAUGCACCGCUGCACCAGCGACAGCUGGCGACCCGCGCGGCCCCGGUGGCAAGAGCCCAAAGAAUGGUAGCAAUGGCGCUUGCGUGACCAGCAUGGCGACGGUGGGCUCCGCUGUUUGCGUCUUCACGGGGCAGCUGAGCAACGGCUCGGCGCUGGCUGCGGCCUUCGCGCCCGUGCCCGAGGAGAGGGAGGGCGAGGAGGAGGAGGCGGCGGGCGCGGGGAAGCCGCAAGAGCUCCCAGCGGCUGCGCUGCUGUGCCACAUGUACUUCCAGCUGGGAGUGGAGCUGCUGGGGCUGCUGCGGGGCACCUUCACCUUCGUGCUGUAUGAGAGCAAGACGAGUCGUGUGUUGGCGGCCCGCGAUGGCAGCGGCCGCGCCCCGCCCCUGCUGCAGGGCCGCUCCCGGCACUCGGGGGCGCUGCUGCUGACGUCGAGCAGGGAGCUGCUGGAGGCAGCGGGGGCAGCGGGGGCGGAGGAGGGAGCGGCGGCAGCGGGGGGCGAGGGGGCAACGGCAGCGGCGGGGGAGGUGGUGGAGUUCCUGCCAGGUGACUACAAGUACGGCUGGUCCGCCACUCCUCGGCGCUACGUUCCGCCGGAGGUGACCCACGGGUCAUCAGGCAACAAGUCCCUCUCACGCAGAUCGCUCGAGCCGCCCCACAGCGGCAACAGCGCCAGCCGGCCCUCCUCCGCCCGCGGCUCCUCCCUGCGCCGCGCCACCAGCCUGGAGCAGCCGGAGGUGGGGGGAGGCGGCGGCGGCGGCGGGGGCGGCAGGGGCGCCAACACGGUAAGCGGCGUCAGCGGCGGCAGUGGUCGGCAGCGGCGUGCGAGUGUGGACCAAAGUAAUGGCUGCUACACUCCCCCCGCCCUCCGUGUGGCCUCGGCCUCCUUCUCCGUGUCCACCGCUACUGCUGCGGGCAUCAACGCGGCCGUGCUGGCCACCCCGACCUCUCCGCGCGUCAACAAAGCAGCCCAAGCGGCCCGCCAACAGCCGCAGCAGCCGGCACGGCAGCAACCGCAAGCCUCUCCCUUUGCUGCCGCCGCUGCCGCUGCUGUUGAGGCGCCUACACCUCCCAAGACCUCUGCCAGCGCAGCUGUUCCCAUCGCCGUGCCAGGACGCAGGAACCGGGCCAACAGCGGUGGCGCCGGUAACGGGGCGUUUGGAGGCAGCAGCAGCGGUGCUCGUGGUGGCGGCGGUGGGGCCCGCGGGGGGGUUCCGGCGUCCCCCUCGGCAGCCUCCUCGCUGGCGGGAACGUUGGGCGCCGUGGCCUGCUCCCCGGGGGGCGGCAGCAGCAGCUACCAACCAGAUGGCGACUGGCAGCGCCUGAGCUGCAGCAUGGAUGUUCCCGGGGCCUGGCGUCUGGGACAGGGCAUGGGUAUGGGCAUGAGCCCCGCAACGGCCAGUGGCGUGCAGCAGCAGCAGCAGCAGCGAGGUGGGAGGGGACAGCAGCAGCAGCAGUCUCAGCGUCCUCAAAAGGGCUCGCAGCAGAACCAGUCGCAGAUGGAGAGGCAGGGCUCGGAGGGUCUCAAGCCGCCGCCAUCCCCCAAGCCGCAGCACAAGCCUGAGGGCACCCGGCAGCAGCCGCAACAGCAGCAGUCGGAUGCGGCUAAGAAGUCCUCGCAGGCUCCGAAGCAGCAGCAGCAACAGCAGCAACAACAGCAGCAAAAGCAGCCCCAGCAGCAAAAGAGCGCCACCGAACAACAACAACAACAAGCAGAGAAGCAGCCCCCGCAAUCCCCGCGGGCCGUAAAGCCCCAACAGCAGGCCAAUGGGGUUGCUGCUGCUGUCAGUCCAGGGCAAGACCAUGUCGCCAGCAACGGCGAUGUCCCCGCCAUGACACCCCCGCCAGCCGGCGGCGGCCCCAGCGGUACCAGUAAGCGCCCGGCCACCAGCGGCGGCGGCGCUGCCCCCAGCGCUGCUGCGAGCAGUGACGUCAGCGGCAACAGCAGCCGGGAAGCGGGGAGGCCGGUGUCGGCGACACAGCCACCUGCCAGCCCCAAGCCGCAAAAGCCGAAGCAGCAGCAGCAGUCGGCGGCAAACAGCAAACAGCAGCGCAGGGAGGCGCAUGAGGGAUCUUGGCGCAAGGCCGCGGCGCCUGACACUACCGCUUCAGUCGUCGACCCCGCCACCACCACCACUCCAGCAGCCCCGCCGGCUGCUUCUGCGGUGGCUGUGGUGCGGUCUGGGGCAUGUGAGGGGAAGCCGCUGAGCCGCAGCAGUGUGAAAGGCGACGCUGCGGCUGCGGAGCCGGCGGGGCCGGUGGCAGCAGCAGCAGCAGCAGAGGUGGCAGCAGCAGCUAGCAGCGGGCCUUGAAGGGGGGGCGGGAGGCGCGACCAGGGGCGUGGCUUGCAGCGGUUGUGGGUGCGCGCGUGUGGAUACUGGGUGUCGUGACGUAGCUGGGAUGUCGCGUGGUGGAAGAGGUGCGUGAUGCUCGGGGAAGGGAAAUUGAAGGACGGUUGGGUUUGGCGUGGUGUGAAGGGUGUGGAUAUGUGGGGGAUGGAAAACGGAGAAUAAUCAGUUGCGCGCUCGCAGCUCUCAGUAGCUGACUCGGGGCAGCAGCAUGGCUUUGCGUGCCGGCUGCCUGUAUCGUACGUCUUAUAUGGUGCAAGGGCGUUGGGAGAGUAGUAAUGUGAUGUGAGAGACUUCAGUUUUGCUCUUAGCUAGAGAGGUUGAGAGGCAAAUGCUAAUGCUCGCAAGCUUUAUCUCGAGGCCUCCUCGAAGGGAACCUGACUGUCUGCUACAGUGAAAGCCGCUUAGGCAUAUCACACAUUUGUAUACAUAUGCCUCUGCUACGCCUUCGGAAGUCUGAGGCCAUAAAAAGGGAGAAACUGUUCGUUGCCAGUUUUCGUAAUGUUGAAGCGCAAUGGUUAAGCUGUCAUUCUGUGAACCUGCCUGUGUUGUCUGCCGCCUACGAAAGUGUGGGUUGAAUGGGUUGGGAAAAGGGAUUCGUGCCUUUGUCUGGAGUCGCCCUUAGCUACAGGCUUUGCCGUGAACCACGGAGGGCAGAUGCGCCUCUGACAACUGGCCCAAUUGCGUCAAUAUUAUUUCUGAAGGUCCCUGUGAGGCCUUCAAAACUGAUUCACAGACAGUUGCUGUGAUGAUGUUGUGUCGCUAUGUGUUGUUAGAGUCGAAGAGCCCAAAUGAAGUUUUGCAACUCAUUACAAUUACAACCAUGAAUCAAAUGGGGAGUGUUGUCCGCCCGUCGGGGACACCUCGACAACGAGCAACGGUCAAGUACGACUCGCAACAGUGCACUUGUGUUUCGGGGCUCUAUAGGCCUAAGCA